AUGAAUGUAAGUGAAGUUCGGAGUGGAGACGACCCAACCGACAGCGACAACGAGAGUGGUGUUACUAGUGAGACUGUGCGUGAGGCGAUUUCCUCCAUGGGUACUGACCAAAGUGAUGGUGUUACCGUGCGCGAACUAUUGAACGCCCUUGUGGAAAAGGACCGCGUCCUAACGACUUUGUUGAAACGCUUGACUCCGUCAGCGACGCCACAGCCCAUGUCCGCGGGAACGCCUGGUGGAAUCGCUGCGUUCCAAGUGAUGCCCGACCUAAGCAACAACAUAACAAGCUUUAACGGUUGCGAGGACGCACCCUCAGCAAAGGAUUGGAUUGAAAAUAUCCGUACAACUGCGACGCUGCACAGCUGGCCUGAGUCUUUCAUGCUUGAGACCGCAAAGUCCCGUUUGACCGGACCGGCGAGAGACUGGCUGCGUUCGAGGAGAUCCGAAGUCAAAACUUGGAGCGAUUUUGAAGAGCGUUUUCGGCGAACCUUCGUGAGCCAGACGCGUGCGGCGGAACGCUGGCGCAAAAUGCAUGAGCGAGUGCAACAGCGCAACGAAAGCUCGGUGGCCUAUUUUCACGCCAAGGUGCGGUUGUGCAAGGAGGCGAACUUGGAUUUUUGGGACACUCGUGAGCAGGUAAUUACAGGACUACGUUCGAAACAACUCAGCACGAUGUUACUCGGAAAAAGUCAUGUGGACGACGACGAUAUUCUGCACGACAUUCAGGAAUUCGAGAGGAUCGAGCGUGAAAGGCAAGCGUUUUUUGGUUCAGCGCGCGACCAUAGAGCGGCGAGCAACGAAGCACGUGCUCCGUACGUGAGCGCGCUGCAUGCAAGAAAAUCCGUCGAGGAGGGAAGUACCAAGGACAGGCGACCCCCUCUGACUAACGAAAAAGGAGAGCGAAAGUGCUACAACUGUAGCCAGUACGGACAUAUAGCGAGAGACUGUCCGCAACCAAAACGACCGAUGAAAUGUCUCCUCUGCGACGGAACAGACCACACGCAGCGUCACUGCAAGGAGGCACUGCAGCGCAACGAGGCGAACACAGUAACGGAGCCAGUAUGUGAAAUCAAGAGCGCAAGUGUUUUGCAGAAGGAAGUCACUUUGAAUGGAAAGUUCACUGUUGUUGGACUCAUUGACACGGGUAGUUCUGGCUGUUUCCUGCGUGCCUCCGGAGCAGCGCGAUGUGGCAUAGAAAUCGUUCCUGAGACAACAGACCUGUAUGGUUUUGGAAAUAGCACUGUGCCUGCGGCAAAAAGCAUUGGAAGUUGCAGGGCUGAUUUAUGCAUUGACGGUGUUUUGGCAAAGGACAUACCCAUUCUUGUAGUUCCAGAUGAAGCCCAAUCUGUUGAUUUACUGGUCGGAAGGACAUUCACAGAGUUGCCUUACAUCGCGUAUUCAAGAAUUGGAGGUUCUCUGCGGUUUUGGCAUUGUAGUGACGUUCCGUUCGCUCAUCAGGAGCCCUAUGAAAGUCACCAAAGAAUGGAGCCUGUGGACCAAGCUGCAGCCGUGAUGUCGGAAUCGGAAAGCGUGCCGGUUGAAAACAACGUGAGAAAAGCUGCAUCGGAAGAAAAGGCCCCUGCGGAUGACAAACAGGAUGACGGAAAUUCUGCUGCUGAGGAGAGAAGUGACGAUGAAGAGCCAAAGCUUGGCCUGCUGUACCAGCCACUAGAGCUGUCAGGUUCUCAGCAGCGCAAGAAAGUUGAGCGGCUGGACGUGAGCUUCCGCACAGCGGCACGCGAGCGGCCCCCACCAGAGCAAAGAAAAGGCACACCACUGGGUGACUGCCCCCGCAUCGAGCACAACAUCAAACGUGAGCGCUUGGAGAGUCUCAAUGCCUUGCAUCGACUGCUAUUUGGCCGCCCAGGAGCGCCAUCCGAGAUCAAGAAGAAUUUGCGCAAGUUCAGUGGGUUUCCCUUUGAGAAAGACUCUGCAGAGUAUGUGAAGAGACAAAAGAUGUUUGCAAAGCUCAAAAAGACUGCUCACAAAGACUUGCUGGGUAUGCUUGACUUGGAGAAGAGUGACACGGUCGAGGAGUGCACGGAUCGCAUUCUCAACUUCCUGCUCAAUCCCUUUGAUAACAAGAAGCCCCUGCCAGCUAACAAGAAGGGAAAGAGAAAGUCUAUGACACAUGCUUCCGCUGGCAAGGGCCAGGCGAAGAAACGAAAGACGGUAAAUCCCAAGGCAGAGAAGGGGAAGGCAUCUGGAAAGCGGCCUGCAAAGAAGACCAGCACUCCUGCCAAGCGGAGGAAAGUAGCAAAGAAAGAGGAGUCCGACGAGGACGACGAGUCUGACGAGAAAGAAGUACGCGACGACGCGCACGUUUCGCAAUUGAAGGCGUGGCCAUCGACAAGUAAAACGUCUCAUCUAGACGACGACGAAGAGUGCGACGAAUCCGAGCACCAACUUGAGCAGAAUCAGUGCGACGAGCCUUUUGCAGUUAGACGCCCACGCAGGCUACGAGUAGUACCUGCCAGACUACGCGACUGCAUGCCAUAA
Molecule: messenger RNA, 2499 nt
Organism: Dermacentor silvarum
Lineage: Eukaryota; Metazoa; Arthropoda; Arachnida; Ixodida; Ixodidae
Exons: 1
Coding region: 1-2499 (832 amino acids)
Biological process (GO): regulation of double-strand break repair; chromatin organization
Cellular component (GO): nucleus
Molecular function (GO): DNA binding; histone binding; zinc ion binding
Source: RefSeq, a predicted model, not a curated record